This is a messenger RNA of Anopheles nili, 1935 nucleotides long. RefSeq names its product serine hydroxymethyltransferase (gene Shmt). Gene Ontology annotation, molecular function: mRNA regulatory element binding translation repressor activity; cobalt ion binding; pyridoxal phosphate binding. Lineage: Eukaryota; Metazoa; Arthropoda; Insecta; Diptera; Culicidae. Gene Ontology annotation, cellular component: cytoplasm; nucleus; cytosol. The record is from RefSeq and is a predicted model, not a curated record. The transcript has 3 exons. Bases 135 to 1778 code for a protein of 547 amino acids. Gene Ontology annotation, biological process: protein homotetramerization; purine nucleobase biosynthetic process; L-serine catabolic process.
UCCGGCUUCCGUUGUGCAAGAUUUGGCCCAAUUUCGCGUAAGUGCUCUUGCGGUUCGGUACUGCGUGGUGAUCUGGUGCGAGCGAGAGCUACCCGUGAGCGAAAUAGCCUUAUAUCCAGUGCGCAACCCGCGAGAUGGCCAGCCGGAUCGUGCAGAAAGGGAUCGGUGCACUCGCGCCGCAAAGAUAUGGCUCUCUCGCUUCGCCACUAGCCGUGCGCGGCCUGUCAGCGGUGACGCGAGCGCGCGAAUCUCGAGCGACAUCUUUAUCCAAGCGCUACACUCCAGUCACCACAGCAUCCUGCGGUUCUCUCGUCGCUAGUAACACUAACGGGCAGGUGCGCCACAAUUCGUCUUUGCCGAGCUCCGCCGCGAAGAUGUCCGGAAAUGCCAAGCUGCUGCACGAGAACCUCUGGGAUCAGGACCCGGAGCUUAUGGAUCUGAUACGGAAGGAAAAGAAGCGCCAGAGCCGGGGUCUGGAAAUGAUCGCCAGUGAAAACUUCACCUCCCUCUCGGUGUUGCAGUGCCUCAGCUCCUGCCUGCACAACAAAUACUCAGAAGGCUUGCCCGGACAAAGAUACUACGGUGGAAACGAGUUCAUCGACGAGAUCGAGCUACUGGCUCAAAAGCGAGCACUAGAGGCGUAUCGGCUCGAUCCUGAGCAAUGGGGAUGCAACGUGCAGCCGUACUCUGGUUCGCCGGCUAACUUCGCCGUCUACACUGCGCUAAUUGAGCCGCAUGGGCGUAUCAUGGGGCUGGACCUGCCGGACGGAGGCCAUCUUACGCACGGCUUCAUGACGCAAACGAAGAAAAUCUCGGCCACGUCCAUCUUCUUCGAAAGCAUGCCGUAUAAGGUGGACCCGACGACGGGACUGAUUGACUACGACAAGAUGGAGGAGACGGCCCGACUGUUCAAACCGAAGGUCAUCAUCGCGGGCAUCUCGUGCUAUUCCCGUUGCCUGGACUAUAAGCGGUUCCGUGAGAUCGCGAACCAGAAUGGUGCGUAUCUGUUCGCGGACAUGGCACACAUCUCGGGGUUGGUCGCUGCCAACGUGAUUCCGUCACCGUUUGAGUACGCGGACGUCGUCAGCACAACGACGCACAAAACCCUACGAGGACCACGUGCCGGAGUCAUCUUUUUCCGCAAAGGCGUUCGCAGCGUGAAACCGAACGGAGACAAAGUGAUGUACGAUCUGGAGUCGCGCGUGAACCAGGCCGUCUUCCCGGGGCUGCAGGGUGGCCCGCACAAUCACGCGAUCGCUGGCAUUGCGACCUGUAUGAUGCAGGCCAAAACGCCAGAGUUCCGCGCCUACCAGGAGCAGGUGAUUAAAAACGCGCGCGCCUUGUGCGAAGGGCUGCUGGAGAAGGGUUAUUCAGUGGCAACCGGUGGCACCGAUGUACAUCUCGUGCUGGUUGAUCUGCGUCCUGUUAGCAUCACUGGCGCUCGAGCUGAGUACAUACUGGAGGAGAUUUCAAUUGCAUGCAACAAGAACACGGUGCCUGGAGAUAAGUCGGCCCUGAACCCGUCCGGCAUUCGUCUCGGCACGCCAGCCCUCACUACACGUGGUCUACUUGAGAAAGACAUGCAACAAGUUGUGAAUUUCAUCGAUCGUGGGCUUCGCCUAUCGAAAGAAAUUGCGGCCGUGUCUGGACCGAAGCUGGUCGACUUCAAGCGAGUCAUCCACGAAGACGUCACGUUUAGCGCGCAGGUGCAGAGUCUGCGCAAGGAGGUGGAAUUAUAUAGCGAGCAAUUCCCUCUGCCUGGCUAUGAGGAUUUCUAAAAAAAUAAAAUAAAGAGCUUACACGUUAUAUACAUGCGGUACUGCUAUCCUUUCAGUCUUGCCAUGAUACUGCUUGGCUUGUUACAAUGAAUUGAUUUUUAAAAAAAUCAAUUUUUUGCUUUUUAUCUACAACGUUUAAAAAAAUAUCGGAAUCACA